This is a messenger RNA of Musa acuminata AAA Group (dessert banana), 1224 nucleotides long. RefSeq names its product transcription initiation factor TFIID subunit 8-like. Gene Ontology annotation, molecular function: protein heterodimerization activity. The record is from RefSeq and is a predicted model, not a curated record. NCBI's taxonomy places the organism in Eukaryota, Viridiplantae, Streptophyta, Magnoliopsida, Zingiberales, Musaceae. Gene Ontology annotation, cellular component: transcription factor TFIID complex. The transcript has a single exon. Bases 438 to 1157 code for a protein of 239 amino acids.
CUGUCUCCUAAUGAACAUUCAUGGAAAGCUCUCUACAUUAAGUGUAGCUGCAGUGAGGUCGAUCGUGACCCUCAAUGUGGCAUGGAACGAAACGUCUGGUUAGCUUGGCGAUGCAGAUUUGGGCGACCAACCCAAAGCUCGCCCAUCGGGAUUGGAUCGAGAUGUAGGUGUAAUCGAACCAUAAUACAAUUAGCUUAGCUAUGGAUUCGAUGCCUAUAACCCGAGCCGGCCGUAAGCUCCCCAAAAAAAGAGGCGGCGUCUGCACAUUCCAAAUUAUACUUUAUGAUGAAUCCGAAGGCAAUUAGUGUAACACAGCACCACGAGAUCGUCAAUAAAGCAAACACUUCGUACGCUUUGUCAACCCGCCCCUCCGCGCCGAAGGAACUAGGGUUUGGUCCCUGCCGCCGGUCUUCCAUCUUCUCAAACCCUCGCCAUGCAUGGCACCGCCACAGCGGCGAAGGCAUAAGGAGCAGCGGCGCUUUCCGCCUACCCGUCCUCAUUCUCCCUCUCCUCCCUCUCCCCCCUCUGCCUUCCCCGCAGCACUCUCCAAUAUGGCCGUCGCCCAGAUCUGCCUCUCAACCGGCUAUACUGCCGCGGAGCCCUCCGCCCUUGGCGCGCUCUCCGACGUCGCCGGUCGUUACAUCCUGGCUCUGGGUCGCUCCGCCGCCCACAUCGCUGCUGCAAAUGGCCGGACCGACGCUAACAUCCUCGACCUCGUCCGGGCGAUCGAGGACCUAAGCGCCGCACACGGCUUCGCCGGCGCCGCCGACCCGACAGGGCCGCCGCUGCGGUCAGGCGCGCUUAGUGGGCUCAUGGCGUUCGUGCAGUCGGUAGACGAGGUCCCCUUCCCGAGGCCCAUCCGGAGGGACGGUAAUCAAGAAACACCAGGGAAUCAAUGGACGAGCUUCGCGGCGGCGGGGCGGGAGCCGCCAUUCCGGCACGUGCCGCGGUGGUUGCCGUGCUUUCCGGAGGAGCAAUUGGGAGAAGAAGGGAAAGGGAUCGGAACGAGGGAGGAGGUGGAGAAGGAGAGGAUGGCGAUGGUGGUGACGGACGGCGUCAGGGGAGGCGAAGGGAAGAAAAUAGUGGAAUUACCGGCCGAGAGGGGAAGGGUUAGGUUUCGACUCAGUGGUAAACAGAAGAGGAGACGGAGGGAUUAGAAUCGUAGAUUUUGAUAUUUAAUUUAUUUUAUGAGCCAAUGAAAGAGAAGCAGUAGUGAUUCGAACC